AUGAACAUAAAUGACAGCCGAUUGGAGAACGGUUCUUCUCUUGCCCCCCACGAACUCGCCCUCAGCCGUCCUCCUUGGGUCUCAAGCACUCUUGGCAGCGUUCUUAUUUUCACCAUCGUGGUCGAUAUACUGGGCAACCUGUUGGUUAUUUUCUCUGUCUACAGAAAUAAGAAGCUCAGAAACGCAGGAAACGUGUUUGUGGUGAGCCUGGCAGUAGCUGACCUAGUGGUGGUGGUUUACCCCUACCCUUUGGUGCUGAUGUCUAUUUUUCACAAUGGAUGGAACUUAGGUUUUAUACAUUGCCAAAUCAGCGGGUUCGUGAUGGGACUAAGCGUCAUCGGAUCCAUAUUUAACAUCACUGGAAUUGCCAUAAACCGCUACUGUUACAUUUGUCACAGCCUCAAGUACGACCACGUGUACAGUGACAAAAACUCACUAUGCUAUGUAAUCCUGAUCUGGAUCCUGACUGUGAUCGCUAUAGUGCCGAAUUUCUUCGUGGGCUCGUUGCAGUACGACCACAGGGUGUACUCGUGCACUUUUGCACAGUCUGCCAGUUCGGCCUACACCAUCGCUGUGGUCUUCUUCCACUUCAUCCUGCCUAUUUUGGUUGUCACUUAUUGCUAUUUAAGAAUCUGGAUCCUGGUUAUUCAAGUGCGGAGGCGUGUCAAACCUGAUUUCCGGCCCAAGCUGACGCCACAUACUGUGAGGAACUUCGUCACCAUGUUUGUGGUUUUCGUGCUGUUCGCUAUCUGUUGGGCACCGCUCAACUUCAUUGGCCUGGCUGUAGCUAUGGACCCAAAGAAGAUGGCACCUCUCAUCCCGGAGUGGCUGUUUGUAUUCAGUUACUUCCUGGCCUACUUUAACAGCUGCCUUAAUGCUGUUGUCUAUGGGCUGCUCAAUCAGAACUUCAGACAAGAGUACAAAAAAAUCAUUGUCUCGCUUUGUACUGCUCGGAUGUUUUAUCCAGACAGUUCUAAUGAAGCAGCAGACAAGAUUAAAAGCAAACCGUCUGCUAUAUUGUCAAACAACAACCAAGUGAAAGUCGACUCAGUGUGA
This is a messenger RNA of Trichomycterus rosablanca, 1056 nucleotides long. It is a transcript of the gene mtnr1ab, whose product is annotated as melatonin receptor 1A b. Lineage: Eukaryota; Metazoa; Chordata; Actinopteri; Siluriformes; Trichomycteridae. Bases 1 to 1056 code for a protein of 351 amino acids. Gene Ontology annotation, cellular component: plasma membrane. Gene Ontology annotation, biological process: G protein-coupled receptor signaling pathway. The transcript has 2 exons. The record is from RefSeq and is a predicted model, not a curated record. Gene Ontology annotation, molecular function: melatonin receptor activity.